CCCAAAGAAUCAUCCAAUCUGGUCGAGAUGUUCAUCGAAAGCUUCCUGCUGCUCCUGGCGCUCCACUUCCUGUCCGCAGGACGAGUAAGCCGAUGGGAACAACGUAUCAUCGGCGGAGGAGCCAUUGGAAUCGAACAGGCACCCUGGCAGGUGUCCUUGCAACUUUAUGGCGACCUUGUGUGCGGCGGCUCUAUUUACAGCGAAAGUAUCAUCGUUACUGCGGCCCAUUGCUUCUUUGAUAAGAACGGCAAUCGGGAAGAUGACCAAGGAUAUCAAGUUCGCGCAGGAUCCGCCCUAACAGAUUCCAAUGGAAUCCUUGUCGAUGUGGUUGAUAUAAUAAUCCACGAAAAAUAUGCGUAUGAUCGUAAUAUAAACGACAUCGCAAUCGUGAGUUUAAGUACGCCACUUGAGUUCACAAGCAAAGUUCAGCCCAUUUCUCUGGCUAAGACGAAACCUUCUCCUGGAUCGAUUGCCCUCGUCUCUGGCUGGGGAGUGUCUUAUAUCUUUAACGAUGGGACGAAACUAUAUCCAACACAUCUUCAAGGAUUAACCCUGCACAUCAAAAGCAUGUUCUCCUGCAGACUCUUUGAUGCCUCACUAAUAUGCGCAGGCACUUAUAGAAGAACCGCUUGUCAUGGCGACUCUGGAGGACCAUUGGUGGUCAACAAACAACUUGUGGGUGUUGUCUCCUGGGGUCGAAAAGGUUGCCAAUCCAGUACAUUCUUCGUCAGUGUUCCUUAUUUCCGUGAAUGGAUCUUAAAUGCUAUUGCCUCAAUUCAGUAAAAUUGUCGGA
This is a messenger RNA of Drosophila sechellia, 793 nucleotides long. RefSeq names its product trypsin beta. Gene Ontology annotation, biological process: proteolysis. Gene Ontology annotation, molecular function: serine-type endopeptidase activity. NCBI's taxonomy places the organism in Eukaryota, Metazoa, Arthropoda, Insecta, Diptera, Drosophilidae. The record is from RefSeq and is a predicted model, not a curated record. The coding region runs from base 28 to 783 and encodes 251 amino acids. The transcript has a single exon.